ACUACAACACUGUGAACGCCGCAGAAAUGUUUUUUUCUGAAAAGUGCUGUACGGCUAGUAGCGUGAUUAUUUCAAACAUGGCUCACUGUAAUCUGAAGUUUAUUCGCGUUUAUUAAUGUUUUGCUCACUCCGUUUCAUUUGCAUGGUCAAGUACUCGGCUGUAAGAAUGAGCUCUCCGUAUUUCAAUAGCAAAAGUACAGUCCGCUCAUGCUGCUCCAGAGAUGAUCCUGAGGCCAGAACUUCACGUAAAGGAGGAGGGAUCAGGGGAUUGAAAGCCAAAAUGGGUAAAGGUGUGGAGAGAAACAGGGUGCGAGUGAAGGAGGAAACCGAGGAGCACAGAGUUUCUCACACUGAGGGGUCUCCACCUACACAAGCUGCACUAGGAGAGUCUGCAGCAGAAAUUAAGGAAGGCCUUAGGGACGGACCCGCACCUUUAAAAUCGCCACGGACACCAAGGAGGGGCCAUAUUAAAGUGGAGUAUGAGGAAGAUGGUCCCAGAAUGAAGAGGGAACCCUGGGAGCCACAUGAUUGGAGGAAGCAGCUGUCCUUCAUCAGGGAGAUGAGGAGUGGGCGGGAUGCUCCUGUGGACCACAUGGGCGCAAAUAAAUGCUUCGACCCACAGGCUUCACCCGAGGUGAUGCGCUAUCAGGUGUUGGUGUCUCUGAUGUUGUCCAGUCAGACGAAGGACCAGGUGACCGCUGCAGCGAUGCAGCGCCUGCGCACGCACGGCCUCACCGUGGCCACCAUCCUCAAAACGGACGAUGACACACUGGGAAAAUUGAUCUACCCCGUCGGGUUUUGGAGGACAAAGGUGAAGUACAUAAAGCAGGCGACGGAGAUGAUCCGUCAGGAGUUUGGUGGAGAUAUUCCCAACACUGUUGAGGGUUUGGUGCGUCUGCCCGGUGUCGGCCCCAAGAUGGCCCACCUCGCCAUGGCCAUUGCCUGGAACCAAGUCUCCGGCAUUGGAGUGGACACACAUGUCCAUCGUAUCUGUAACAGACUGGGAUGGACUCGCACCAAGACCAAGAACCCAGAGGAGACCAGACAGGCACUAGAAGACUGGUUACCAAGAGAUCUGUGGCAGGAGAUAAACUUGCUGCUGGUAGGCUUUGGACAGCAGGUGUGUUUACCUGUUGGACCUUUGUGCUCUACCUGUCUAAACCAGCACACCUGUCCUUCCGCUCAUCUCACCUCACCCAAUAAAAGGCCUAAACCUGGUUCUCCGCUCUCACCUGGGGAGCCGGAUACCCCAGUGAAGAACCCAAAGAUCAAACUGGAAAGUCUGACCACACAGAUCAAGGAAGAACCCGCCAACGUUCCUCUUACAUCAGCUUGUUCCCAAAGGAGAAAGGCCAAACGCAAAAACGAGGCACCUGUGGAGGCAAAAACACCUAAAGAAGAACUGACAGCUGUUCCUUUGGCUUCUGACACUAAAGAACAAGAAAAUGAAGCACAGUCAAAAGCCCUGGCUGGGCCUGAAUCUGAUCAGCCAAGAAGGGGAAAGGCAAAGACAAGAGCGCCCCCUACAGCAGGGAUUAAAGAAGAACAGAAAGACGGACCUUCAUCUUCUCGUCCGAGACGGAGAACUAGAACCGUUAAGCACUGAGCAUGUAUGAGCUAACUUGGGAUCCGAUCCCACAUUAGCCAGUCUUAUGGUUUUGAGUUGUAAAGUAGGCCUAGUCUCAAAUGGGCUUGCUUGUGUUUUGGUGUUGGGUCAACGAUACCAACGACACACUACCAUUCAGGAAAUUAGUACGCUUUUCAGAUCCAGUGAGCACUGGAGCUAGAAGGCUAAUGUUGCUAACAAUAUUAGAAGCUUAUGUACAUGAAUUAGCAUCACACACUUGCUUCAAACCAUGUUGAGUAGCUGAAUAAUCUCAAACUGACUUGAUGCAAUUUCAAUACUCUGUAUGUCCUGUACAUAUUGUAGUAUUGACAAUAAAGCUGACUUGACUUGACUUGACUUAUGUGGUUUCUGACACCAUGCACUGGCAUACUGUUAUCAAAAACAUGGGCAAAAUACAUUAGCAUAGCUAAAAACAGUAGCAGCAGCCAUCUUGAAGCCUGUAUUUUGUCUGUUUGUAAAUAAAAGUAUGUCAUACAGUGUCAGAACUCGCGUAAGCAAGUGUGUUUGGCAUUACUCAACGACUCAACUAGGUUUGAGGAAAGUGUUUGAUAAUUUAGAUGUGCUAAUUUAUGUAAAAGCUUCUGAUACUUGCUACGUUAACCUCAUAGCUCCACUGCUCAUGUUCUCAGUCUGUCUCACCUUAUUCAGGGUGAGUUUGAGAACCCAGUUAGCAAAAUUUGUCCGGCCCACUUGUGGGCCACAUCCUUGGUUUGUUCUGGCCCAGCAUACGGCUGAGUCCUCGGCCCAGAUCUGGCCCACACACUGUAAAGUGUGUAGAACUAAAGUAUGUGGCCCAAAUCUGGCGCCAAUCUGGCCCAGCUACAUUGUUGGUCCACAACAUUCACGCCAAAAUUGUCCCACAAAUGUAGACACGAGGCAAAAUGGUAUGAAGCUGUCCAGGAACUGGCCCUAUUCUGGCCCACAUGCCUAACAUCUACCUGGUAGUCAACCAGCAAUCACACAGGAAAGCCAGAAUCAGCCCAAAACAGUCUGCUAUCUGGGAAGCGUUCUAAUAUCCUGAAGGGUCGUGGGUCUGAAGGGCUAGUCUGUAUGACCUGCCUUUAAACCUUAAGGUUAUUUUUAACCUUACACAACCUACCGAAUACCCUAAUGACCCAUAACGUAACCGACCACACCCUCCAUUUACUCCUACCUCGAACCUUUACUGGCUAUACUCCACGUACGUCAUGCCCGUACACCUAAACCUACUUAAUCUUGCCCAUCUAGACCUUUUCUUAAACAACCAACAUGCCAGAUUUUUACAGCUGUCACUAGAAAGGCUUAAUGAAAAAAUUAAAUUUACAUAAUUUUUCAGUUUCCCCAGAUGUAUUCGCUCAGCCAAGACAUGUUUGGUGUCCUAUUUUUGAUCUUUAGUUUUAAACUGGAGCUAUUAGCUAUGAGGCUAAUAUUGCUAACAAACACAAGAAGUCAGUAGUCACCCGAAUCUUUUCUGUAGACUGCAGAAAAUCACAUCCGAUUCUUUAUUAAGGUCACACAGGCUUGUUGAUGUGGUUCAGGACACAGUAUAACUAACUUAAUAAAACUCCACAGUGUAGCAGAAGGCUAGCCGGCCUUUUUAGGUUCAUAGGGAAGUUUUGUUCCUUUCUAUAGACCGUAUAGUACAAUACACUGUAUAGUAUGGUGUAUUUUAUAGUGCGCUACGCUAAAGUAGCAAACAUUAGACACCACAUCGUUCUUUAAGAUAAGACAAUACAUACUUUCCUAUUUUUGCAAACUGUAUUUUUCUUCCUUUUUAUAAAAACUAUAUAUAUUCACAUACUGGUGUAUUGUCGAGGUAAACGGAGAGAUGUAUGAUCCAUAACCUAUGACUUUGAGGUGAAUUAUGCAUAAUAUGUUUGAUAGUUGUACAGUUUUGUUAAUUUCAUAUGUAAUUCAUUAAAUGGAAUUAGACGGCUUGUGUGCUGCCUUGUUUGGUACUGGGUUGAAGGACUCUUGGGUCAUUCUCCUUUUGGAGUGGGAAACCAUGUCACAAAGGUUGCAGGACUUAAAAAAGAUGCUUAAAAUAUUAGGCACAGCUCAGAAAGUCAGCAUGU
Colossoma macropomum (tambaqui) is the source of this 3681-nucleotide messenger RNA. It is a transcript of the gene nthl1, whose product is annotated as nth-like DNA glycosylase 1. Bases 116 to 1606 code for a protein of 496 amino acids. Gene Ontology annotation, cellular component: nucleus. Lineage: Eukaryota; Metazoa; Chordata; Actinopteri; Characiformes; Serrasalmidae. Gene Ontology annotation, molecular function: DNA-(apurinic or apyrimidinic site) endonuclease activity; oxidized pyrimidine nucleobase lesion DNA N-glycosylase activity; DNA binding. Gene Ontology annotation, biological process: base-excision repair, AP site formation; base-excision repair; nucleotide-excision repair. The record is from RefSeq and is a predicted model, not a curated record. The transcript has 6 exons.